AUGCUGCGCCGCAUUUUUGCAUCCAGUCCCGCUUUCCUGCGUUGCACGCUACCGAACCGUGCUCCAGAUCAGGUUAAACCUGAACUUGCGGCGGCAAUACGCAGGAUUAUCGCUGAGGAUCGGAUUGUCAUUUUCCUUACGGGCACGCCCCAGGAGCCUCGCUGCGGGUUUACGGUGAAAAUGGUGGAUAUGAUGCAUCAACUAGGCGUGAAGUAUAGCUUUUACAACAUUCUGGAGGACGAUGAGGUGUGCGAGGGACUGAAGAUAUAUAGCGACUGGCCAACGUACCCUCAGUUGUACAUUGACGGUGACCUCGUUGGUGGCUAUGAUGUUUGUAAGGGUAUGCUUCUCAGUGGCCAACUGACUAAGCUUCUAAAGGAGAAGGAUCUUCUCUGA
This is a messenger RNA of Trypanosoma brucei brucei TREU927, 396 nucleotides long. RefSeq names its product monothiol glutaredoxin, putative. The transcript has a single exon. The record is from RefSeq and is a predicted model, not a curated record. NCBI's taxonomy places the organism in Eukaryota, Euglenozoa, Kinetoplastea, Trypanosomatida, Trypanosomatidae. Bases 1 to 396 code for a protein of 131 amino acids.